Molecule: messenger RNA, 580 nt
Organism: Helianthus annuus (common sunflower)
Lineage: Eukaryota; Viridiplantae; Streptophyta; Magnoliopsida; Asterales; Asteraceae
Exons: 5
Coding region: 33-359 (108 amino acids)
Source: RefSeq, a predicted model, not a curated record
GUUAUGAUCCCAUCCAAUUUAGUCUUACAAAAAUGCGCGAAUCCAAGCAAAAUGAAGCAGGAACAUCUUCGAAAGGAUGGGCUCUAUUUGGAAUCUUUUCUUGCAUAUUCUUUGUCAUUUCAACAUUGUUCUGCUGCGGUGGCUUUAUUUACAAGACUCAAGUACAAAGACAGCAUGGAAUUGAUGCACUGCCUGGCAUGACCAUUUUAUCUGCAUGUUUGGAGACUGUGAGUGGUGGGGGAGGUUACAUGCGGGCGGAUGAUUUUAAUGGUGCGUAUGCAAGUCAAGCCUCAUGGACCCGUGAGCCUGUUUCGGAUGCAGGAUCUUCAAGAACAAGUGAGAGAAGAUAUGGGACCUAAUCACCCUUCUCAACGUGUCAUGGCUUAUACUGCUCUUAUACGUUAAACUCAAAAGAGAUUAUGAUAGUUUCUGUAUGUCAGUUUUCUUUGUAUUUCUGUAUCCAUCUAUUUCAAUUUUGAAAACGAAAGUAUACCUGAUACAUUGUGUUGUAACAGAAGCCACUUGGGUAUAUUUUGACAAAAUCCCAUUGUGUUAGUAUUUUUAUAAUUUCUUUUCGAAA